CUCCAUUUGUGCAAAUUUUAUUGUGUUUUUGUAUUAAUAUGCUCUAUAUGUGCGUUGUUGUUGUGCUUAAAAUGCUAGGCUGAAUCAGAUAUCUAAACAACUGUUAAUACUUAUGAAACAAUUACAAGUAUAAAAUUAGAUUUGUGUGGCUCGUUGCUCAUUAGCCUUAGUUGACAAUACCAGCUCAAUGACCGAUUUUAUUAAAUGAAUGUGUCUUUCAUCGCGGAUGGUGUCGCAUCCAAACGUAUCUCCAGAAUCUUAUUACCUUCGUAUGCAUAUAUGUGUUGAAUAUACAUAUUCUCUGAUACAUACAUGCUUUUGUGAAAUCUAUUAUUAAGAAAUUCUAUUAUAAAUUAUGCAACUUGAAAUAUUUUUGCUCUUUAGCUCCUUUAAUUUGUUUACUUUAUCACUAUUCAAGGCGAUUGGAUAUGAACCUUGAGAUUCACGGACAACUGCCUUGUGCCAGACUAAGUUCACAUACAUACAUACGUAUGGAUGCGCUCAAAAUAUACUCAUUUAUACAUGUUGGCCUAUUAUUAGUAUGUCGCUGUAAUAAAAUUCUCUUAUUUAUGGAAUUCCGUAGAAAUGUUUAAAUUUGAAAUGCUAAUUGUUUAAAACGCUUUCAUUUCUACGACACAGAGAAUUUAAAAAAAAUUAUGCGAUGGAAACAUUCCGAUUUAAGAACACAAUUGACUGUAGUCAAAUGUGUUUAAUAUAUAAAACUCGCCAUAUUUGACAUGUUUAUAAAAUAAAAUAUAGUUUUAGUUUUUGCAUAAAGUUUUACACCAAUUGAGACAAAUUUUUGUAGAUGUGUUUCUGAUAAACUUUUCGUGAGUCCAGUAAUUCACUUGCUGGUAAAUGUUUUGUUUAUGUGUGCAUAUGUAUGUACGUACAUUUCACAAAAAAUAUAAACAUAAUUUUGUCGAGUACAAAUAUUUUUAAACAAUUCUGAAUAUUUUAUGCUUAGAAUUUUAGCAACGUUUUACUGCUCUCUGCAGUUGUGGAAAUAAUCAUACAAUUAGUAGUCGCUCUACGUAUACCAUUAACUGACUAUGCGCUUCAUUCAGUCGGAACCAUAUUAUGAGGGUCUUCCACCAUUUAAUGUGUCGGGUAGUCCCUUCAGUGUCGUUCCGAUACACAAUUAUCCCGAGCUAAUGAAGAAGACAUGCGAGCUGAUUAACUCUGAAUGGCCGCGAAGUGAGACAGCUCGCAUGCGUUCGCUUGAAGCUUCCUGUGAUACACUGCCCUGCAGCUUAGUUUUAACUACGGACGGGAUGAAUCGUGUUAUUGCUCAUUGUAAAUUAAGUCCAAUACCGUCCAAAAAGAUGGCCUGCUUCAUUGAGUCGGUAGUGGUGGACAAAAGUUGUCGUGGACAAGGUUUUGGUAAAUUAAUUAUGAAAUUUGCGGAAGACUAUUGUCGAAUUGUGUUGGAUUUAAAAGCAAUUUAUUUAUCAACUAUCGAUCAAGAUGGUUUCUAUGAACGUAUCGGUUAUGAGUACUGUGCGCCCAUUUCAAUGUAUGGGCCGCGUCAUUGUGAGCUGCCCAGUUUAGAGAAUGCCAAAAAGAAAUACAUGAAGAAAGUUUUAUAGAUAUCAAUGCCAGUAUUUUUGAGAAAAACGAAUGGCAAUGUGAAAGCUGGUGAUUUGGAUAUUGGCGAAAUUACGAAGAGAAUGGAGAUCACUUCCAGAGGAGGUUACGUUUACACGCUUUACAGCUUUUAAAGAAAAUAUGCUAUAACUAGAAAAUACUGUAUCGAAGAAACGCACAAGCUUAUGUCGAUAUUAUUAACAAAUUAAAUUUGUUUUGAACGAAGGAAAUGAAUUACGGACUGUAAAUAGAGAAAGUAUUUAGAUGAUAAAACUAAAAAAUUGAAAUGAGUACAUUUUGUGCCAACUCGGUUAAAUGUCAGCUCUCUCUUCGGAUCAUUCGCUAAUCAAGCAGCCAUGCGUUUUGAUGCACUACAAAUAAUUCCAUUAAUAUACGUACAGACUUUUACUGCUAUUGAUUUCUUAAUAUUGCUUUUUGAUUGUAUUUUAAAGUUUGUGUUUAAUUUUUCUGAUAAGCUAAUAAGAGCUGUAGUAUUGCUGGCUAUGUAUUAGCAUUAUCUUUGGCACUCUCGACAAACUAUUUUGCACUUAUUGUUUAUUAAUUAUAACUGUUAUUAAUUUGUACUAGUUUUUCGAAAUCAGUCUUUGUGUUUAUGAAAUCAAAUAAAUUAAAAAAAUAUAUUUUUAUU
This is a messenger RNA of Anastrepha obliqua, 2236 nucleotides long. RefSeq names its product N-alpha-acetyltransferase 80 (gene Naa80). Gene Ontology annotation, cellular component: cytoplasm. The record is from RefSeq and is a predicted model, not a curated record. Gene Ontology annotation, molecular function: N-acetyltransferase activity; acetyl-CoA binding. Bases 1053 to 1589 code for a protein of 178 amino acids. NCBI's taxonomy places the organism in Eukaryota, Metazoa, Arthropoda, Insecta, Diptera, Tephritidae. The transcript is spliced from 2 exons. Gene Ontology annotation, biological process: protein acetylation.